UCACCAGUCCUCACCUUCAAAUCUCAAGAAAAACUCAAAACUCAAAAGUCCUCAGAUCUCAACCAUGUCAGGCCGAGGAAAGGGCGGGAAGGGGCUGGGCAAGGGCGGAGCGAAGCGCCACCGGAAGGUUCUCAGGGACAACAUCCAGGGGAUCACGAAGCCGGCGAUCCGCCGCCUCGCGAGGAGAGGAGGGGUGAAGAGGAUCAGCGGGCUGAUCUACGAGGAGACGAGAGGGGUUCUCAAGAUCUUCCUCGAGAACGUGAUCCGCGACGCCGUGACGUACACUGAGCACGCGAGGAGGAAGACGGUGACGGCGAUGGACGUCGUCUACGCGCUGAAGAGGCAGGGGAGGACUCUGUAUGGGUUCGGGGGCUAAAACCAAAAAACAAAAAGAUUAGGCGAAAAUUGUAACAAAUUCAGGCUUAAAUUGCUUAGAAAUGUCGUUGUCUUACUUAAUUUAAUGUCAAAGUGGUAUCUUUUUUCUCGACUCGGCUGGGCGUACGUUCAAUGUAAUCACGCAUUGAUUGUGGUGUCAGCACUUAGAGUUUGCGCUAAAUCUGGUAUUUAGUCUUAAACAA
This is a messenger RNA of Asparagus officinalis (garden asparagus), 578 nucleotides long. RefSeq names its product histone H4. Gene Ontology annotation, molecular function: protein heterodimerization activity; structural constituent of chromatin; DNA binding. The coding region runs from base 65 to 376 and encodes 103 amino acids. Gene Ontology annotation, cellular component: nucleosome. Gene Ontology annotation, biological process: nucleosome assembly. The record is from RefSeq and is a predicted model, not a curated record. The transcript has a single exon. NCBI's taxonomy places the organism in Eukaryota, Viridiplantae, Streptophyta, Magnoliopsida, Asparagales, Asparagaceae.